Molecule: messenger RNA, 381 nt
Organism: Porites lobata
Lineage: Eukaryota; Metazoa; Cnidaria; Anthozoa; Scleractinia; Poritidae
Source: the annotation of a GenBank genome assembly
AUGGCAGGCGCUAAAUGGCGCUACACUAUGCCAGAAUUAUUGGACUAUUUGGACGAUAACUUCGAUAUACCCAAUGAUGGAGUGAAUUCUGACAUCAGAGGACUUGAUGAAGAUUUUGAUGAAAAAAAUGAUCUGCUCCCUGAAGUGGCUGUCUCUGAAGAUGAAGAUGACGAAGAUGUAGACCUCGCCGCUCUUGAUAUCGAGGAAAGUAGCCGAGGAAGACCAAGCAAUGUAAGUCUAAAUGACUUUGAAUGGAGUAGUGUGAGAAGUGACAUUGAUAUUCCCAGCUUUUCGCAAGCUGUUGGGCCAGCAAAUGUUAUGCCCAGAGAGUACUUAACUGUAGACUUUUUCCAACUGUUUGUUGAUAAUCGCAUGUUGUGA